This is a messenger RNA of Gekko japonicus, 1714 nucleotides long. RefSeq names its product ring finger protein 215 (gene RNF215). The transcript is spliced from 10 exons. Gene Ontology annotation, molecular function: frizzled binding; ubiquitin protein ligase activity. The record is from RefSeq and is a predicted model, not a curated record. NCBI's taxonomy places the organism in Eukaryota, Metazoa, Chordata, Lepidosauria, Squamata, Gekkonidae. Bases 3 to 1115 code for a protein of 370 amino acids. Gene Ontology annotation, biological process: ubiquitin-dependent protein catabolic process; negative regulation of canonical Wnt signaling pathway; Wnt receptor catabolic process.
CCAUGAUGGCGGCUGCGGAAGCGGCGUCGGUGCUGCUCUCCUGCCUACUGGGCCAUUUGGGGGGCCUGCUGGUAGCGGCCGGGCAGGGCUCGGGGGCCGCGGGCCAGGCCCAGGUGGAGGUGCUUUUGCUGCCACCGCCGGCCGAGGAGCUGACUGAGGCCGAGGAGAGUUACACCCUGCAGGGCGCGCUGCUGGGCAGGCCCGGCCUGGAGCGGGAGAAGUCGCAGCAAAACGCCGGCGAGGAGGAGGAGGACGAGCAGGAGGAGAUCCGGGGCAGCCUGGUGCUGGUAGGUGACACUGACCCCAAGUUGGAGGAGGAGGAUGGAUGGAUUGGCGUUGUCCCAGUAGGCGAGGAACAGACUGAGAUUUCCAGAGGCAGCAGAGAAGAAUCUUUCACCACGGCUGUGGUCAACAAGAUGAAGCGGGCCCUCGUCUUGGGUGCCUCAGCCCUGCUUAUUCUUGCACUGAACCAGAACGCGAUCCGAGAGUUGGAUGUAUCCCAGGUUCUCUCAAAGCCUGUGAUCGUCAUCCAGACUUCGGAAAAUGUUACCAAGCUCCUCGGAGCAUUGUUGCGAGGUCUCCGGGCAACAGCAAAAAUCACAUACCAAGCCGUACUGCUGGAGAAUGUGGGGGUGACUUUGACCCUGUGGUCAACCUGUGGCCUCUCCCGGGGUGGCCUGUAUGGAGAAUGGCAGGGAGUCAUCUGUACAGGAGAGAACAGUUCGAGAGUCCAGAAGUACCUCCAGCAGCUAUGGAACGCUAUCCUGCUGAUUGCUCUAAUCCUGUGCACAGGAGUGAUUGUGCAGGCGCAGCGGCAGUCCCGACAUAGCCAGCUGGACCAAGACUCUGAGCUGGACCUGAAGCAGCACAUUGCACAGAGGCUGUCGGCCCUGAAAACCCGCCGUUACCACCCCGGCAAGCUGCCUCGGAGCUGGGCUCAUGAGAUUGACAGCUGUGCCAUCUGUCUGGACAAAUUUCACAAGAACCAGUGUCUUCGAGUGCUACCCUGCUUGCAUGAAUUUCACCGGGACUGCGUGGAUCCGUGGCUCCUCUUGCAGCAGACCUGCCCCCUCUGCAAAUACAAUAUUCUGGGAAAUUGCUGUGGGGAUAGCUAGCAAGACUGUGGCCCUUCCUUGAGGACUGUUCUGCCGGCACUCCAGGAGAAAGUGGUGUGGGAGGGAGACAGACCGUUGACCCCUGGAGCCUUUUGGAUGGCAGCUGCUUAGGGCAGUGAGGAAGCAACACACUUAGCACUUUGGGCUUCCUUGAGAUGGUAAAUGUACGUAUGUAAAAUAGUGCGUUCAUCUGUUCUUGGACCCAAUUGUUUGUCUUCACUUUGGAUUGAAUUCGUUGCCCUUUUGGUGUGUCCAGUGGCAUAGCCAGAUGGUAUGAGUCCUGCUGUACCAAUAGGCUUGGCUAUGACGGGGAUGGCCUGGGGUCUCUUUCCUUGGGGGAAUGAGACUUGGGCUGCUCCUUUUACUUUCACGGUCACUUUACUCAGAAAUUCUGUGGGCAGGAAGGGUUCCCGAGGGGUGGGUGGUUCAGAUGGAUUACCAGUGCUUGCUAAUUUAUACUAACUUAUUACAGAAGGGCCUGACUGUAUCUGCAGGCUGAGCAAUACUGUGGAGGUGCUGUACACUCAGCCCCAAUUGAGUUGCAGAGUUCAAAGCACCACUUGGGCAUGUAAAGCCCCCAUACUAAUAAAAACCAAGCA